Molecule: messenger RNA, 977 nt
Organism: Juglans regia (Persian walnut)
Lineage: Eukaryota; Viridiplantae; Streptophyta; Magnoliopsida; Fagales; Juglandaceae
Exons: 4
Coding region: 51-566 (171 amino acids)
Biological process (GO): protein stabilization; protein folding; protein import into mitochondrial matrix
Cellular component (GO): mitochondrion
Molecular function (GO): protein-folding chaperone binding; zinc ion binding
Source: RefSeq, a predicted model, not a curated record
ACUGGCAAAGACCAAAAUUGACUCCAACAUCUACAAAAUCAAGACCAUCAAUGGCGGUAACAACUGGGUGCCGUUUCACUCCCGCCCUUCCUCGUCUCUCCUCUCCUGUACAGAACCCUCAAAAAUCCGUCCAUUGCCUUCUGUGUCCUAGCUCCUUCAAACCCAUUUCACCGUCCAAGCCAAACCCUUCUAUUGCACUAUACAGGUCCAGGACUUCUCGGACAACAGUGGUGGCAUCGAAGCGAGCGUACCGGAUAUUGGCGGUUUCUGGAUUGGUUGAAGAUAGUUCUGAGAAACAACCGGAGUCGGAACCCGAAGUCUCGGGCACGGGUGCACAUAUUGACAUAAAACUUCCAAGAAGAAGCUUGCUUGUACAAUUUACUUGUGAUUUGUGUGGUGAAAGAACAAAGAGGCUUGUUAAUCGAUUGGCCUAUGAGCGGGGCCUUAUUUAUAUACAGUGUGCAGGGUGUCUUCGUUAUCACAAAUUAGUUGACAACAUCGGCCUCAUAGUUGAGUAUGACUUACGGGAGAAAAUCAAUAUGGACUCAGAUAACGAUCAACUUUGAUAUGUGGCAUUCAGCUCUUUAAGCUUGAUUAAGUUCUCUGUUCAACAGUUCCAUGUCUGUGUACAAAUCAAAGCAUGUUUUCAUUAAAAAUUAACCGUUUAAAAUUUGGAACUACAAAAACCUUGCAAUUUGGUUCAGUCUCCUUAUUAUUCAUUCCUAUAUGUUUUCUUAUAAUGAAAUAAUCAUCUCUCCUGUAUAACAACAAAUCUUCAUCAUGCAAGGAAUUGUAUCAUGUAAGAGCUAGCAGAAUGGCAACUACGACCCCUGUACUCAUCCACCUUCCGGACCUUCCUCCCUGCGGAUGUAGUGCAAGCCCUCCAUUCUGUAAAUCAAGAAAAAAAAAUGAGGAUGAUUACUAAAAACAUUUUGAUGUGAUCAAUAACACUGUAGCUUAGUGGUUCUUUUCUCUCA